Molecule: messenger RNA, 924 nt
Organism: Radiomyces spectabilis
Lineage: Eukaryota; Fungi; Mucoromycota; Mucoromycetes; Mucorales; Radiomycetaceae
Product: Phosphotyrosyl phosphate activator protein-domain-containing protein
Exons: 5
Coding region: 1-924 (307 amino acids)
Biological process (GO): mitotic spindle organization
Cellular component (GO): nucleus; protein phosphatase type 2A complex; cytoplasm
Molecular function (GO): protein tyrosine phosphatase activator activity; peptidyl-prolyl cis-trans isomerase activity
Source: RefSeq, a predicted model, not a curated record
AUGCUGGAUACUUUAUCGCAGUGGGUGGUGGAAAUUCCUCCUGCAGAAAACUCAAAAUCCCGCUUUGGCAACCCUUCAUUCCAGGUGUUUUACGAUAAAGUGAAGGAGAAUUCACAUGAAUUGAUGUGCCGUUUAGUGCCUGAAGCUGCGGCAGAAGAAGUCGGUCGUUAUUUUGUUGAAAGUUUCGGCAACCGACGACGCAUUGAUUACGGUACUGGUCACGAAGCGAAUUUUAUGGCGUGGCUUUUAUGUCUGGAGAAACUGGGAGCACUUACCGCAGAUGACGAUAAAGCAGUGGUGUUGCGGGUAUUUGUCAAAUAUAUAGCAUUGAUGCGGAAACUACAGUUUGACUAUUGGCUGGAACCUGCUGGUUCCCAUGGUGUAUGGGGAUUGGACGAUUAUCACUUUUUACCCUUCAUGUUCGGAUCCGCACAACUCUUGGAUCACAAAUAUAUCAAGCCCAAGUCUAUCCACGAUCUAGAGAUUGUGGAAGAAUUUUCAAAAUCGUACAUGUAUUUGGCUUGCAUUCAUUUCAUCAACACCGUCAAGACCACGGCAUCAUUGCGAUGGCAUUCCCCAAUGCUUGACGAUAUAUCAGCUUGCAAACUGUGGAGCAAAGUGAAUCAAGGCAUGAUUAAGAUGUACAAAGCGGAAGUGAUGGGCAAACUGCCGAUCAUGCAACACUUUAUGUUUGGAAGCCUUAUUCGGUUUGACGGUGGAUUAGCGGAUGCGGAGACUUUGCAGGAUAGCUGUGGCCAUGUCCACGGACAUGGCAAUGGUGACACGGUGCAAGCUCAUGGAAGUCAAGAUGUAUUUGCUUUGGGACAAGAAUAUCCCGAUUGCUGUGGGAUUCCUGUCCCCAGUGCGAUCGCCGCGGCCGCCGCCCAAAAGAGUCGAGCACCUAGACCCAUUCCCUUUGAUUAA